This is a messenger RNA of Plasmodium reichenowi, 6330 nucleotides long. RefSeq names its product asparagine-rich antigen. Lineage: Eukaryota; Apicomplexa; Aconoidasida; Haemosporida; Plasmodiidae. The coding region runs from base 1 to 6330 and encodes 2109 amino acids. The record is from RefSeq and is a predicted model, not a curated record. The transcript has a single exon.
AUGGAAGUCCAUCUUGAGGAAAAUAAAGUUAAGAAUAAUUCUAGUGAUAGCAGUAAUGAAAAUAAUAAUAAUGAUGAAAAUGUAAGUUUAUAUGCCGAGAGGAAUAAUGAAACAAAUUGUACAAAAAAUAAUAGUAAUGAUGAUGAUAAAAGUAAUAAUAUAAAUAACAAUAACAAUAAUAAUUAUAAUAAUAAUAAUAAUAAUAAUAAUGUUUUUUUUUCUUCGGAUGCUAUAACAAAUGACGAUGGCACUUAUUUUACAUUUAAGAAUAAGGAUUCUCUAAUUCAUGAUGAAGGAAUGUAUGAAUUUAAAUCUGAAGACGAAAAUUUUCUACAUGCAGAAGUAAGCUCGAAUGAAUAUAAGGAUGCAAAUAAUGAUUCUAGUGAUGAGGAGGAUGAUGAAUACCUUAAUCAAAAUAAAAAUAUAAUAGUUAUAGAUGAUAGUUUGCCAAAUAAUUCAAAUUCUACAUUCGAUGAUAAGGAAAAAACAGAAACCAACAACAAGAUAAAUAUUAAAGAUGAAUUAGCUACUACAGCUACGAUAGUAGAAGAUUUAGUGUAUAAUGAUGUGGUAUAUGAGACGGAGGAUAAUAAAAACUAUAUUGUUAAAAGUGUUGUUGAUGGGAAUAAAGAACAUGUAGAAGAAAAGGAGAAUUACAAAUUUGACGAUAAUAAUGAUGAUAAUAAUAAUGAUAAUAAUAAUGAUAAUAAUAAUGAUAAUAAUGACGAUCAUAGUAAAAAUAAUAAUAAUAACAAUAAUAACAAUGCUGAUGUUAGUGUUAUCGUACAGGUUGAGGGGCAAGAAAAUCGUCCCAUAAUAUAUAUCAAUGAUACUAGCACUGAAGAAUAUAAUAAUAAUAAUAUUGUUAUGAAGGAGAAUUAUAAUAAACCAAAUACAGUUAAUAAUUCGUCAUAUAUAAACAACAACAAUUUAGUUAAUAUAAAUACACUUAACAAUGAAAACAAAGGAAUUUCAAAUGUAGAAUCGUAUGAAAAAAAUCUGAACGAAAACUUUGAUAAUGUGAACGAAAACUUUGAAAGUAUCAAUGAACCUUAUGAUAGUAUAAAUGAACCAUAUGAUAACAUUAACGAAGCAUAUGAUAAUGUGAACGAAGGAUAUGAUAAUAUUAACGAAGGAUGUGAUAAUGUUAACGAAGGAUGUGAUAAUGUGAACGAAGGAUGUGAUAAUGUUAACAAAAUGUAUAACGAAAAUUCACAAAUUCAAUUACAGCAAAAUUAUAAAGAAGAAAGAAAUCAACAUAUCAACAAAAAUAAUAACAUAAAAGAAAGAACACUACCUAUGAAGAAGGAAGAAAAGAAGAUGCCUCCUCUAUCACAUGUGUUCGGUAGUAUUGUUAAAAUAAAGAAACAAGUAGAUUGGAUGAAAUCGAGAAAGGAAGAAAAUAAUCCUAAAGGAUUCAAAAAGGAUAAUAGAAAAAGAAGAAAAGCUAAAUAUCGUUUUGAAAAGGAUAAGGAUGGUAAUAUAUGUGAUUUCUUUAUGGUAUGUUCUAGUGAAUUGAAAGGAAUAAAAAAAUGUAAAAAUGUAGGCUUAGAUUUACAAAUGAUAAAUGUAACGGAUAUACAAUUAACGUAUCAUUUUGUUUGUAAAGAGCAUGAUACAUGUAAAGGAUCUGUUUUAGUAAUUGUAGAUAUUAUUAGUAAUAAUAAUAUAGAGAUUAAGGGAAAAGGACCUUUAUGUAUUAAUUUUAAUGAUUUUAUUGAUGAAAAGAAGAAAAAUACAGGUAAUCGAUUUAAAUGGGAAUAUCUUGAUGUAUGUGGAAAUAUACAAGAAGGUAAAGAUCGUGCUACGGCUAUGGGAUAUAAAUAUUUAAAUAGUAGUGUUACGGGUAAGAGAUAUGUAAGAAAUUUCGUAUGUAUUCUGAAUGCUCAAUGUAAUAGUAGAUUAAGAAUUAUAAAAGAUAAUGAAACAGAUAAAGUAUGGUUAGAAUUAUCUGGUAUGAAUCAUGAAGAACAUUGUCCAUAUAGCCCCCAUUCUGUUGAAGGAAUGUUUCUGAAUAAUAAAAAAAAUAAAAAUCAAAUUAUUAGCAGCUUAGGAAAUGAUAAAUUUUUUACUAAUAAUAAUAAUAUAUUAAAUGGUGUUAUGUUGAAUAAUCCUAAUGUAAUGAAUGGCCCUCAUCCUUUUAAUAAGAUGAAUUAUAAUUAUCAUAAUAUGAAUCCAGGAUUGAAUAAUUUUAAUUCGUUUAAUAAUGGUAAUUAUGCUUUUAUUAAUAUGAAUUAUAAUGAUAUGAAUAUUGGUGUAAAUAAUAAUAGCGACCUUAAUAAUAAUACUGCUACUACAAGUAAUAAUAAUAAUACUCAUAAUAAUCACAAUAAUAAUAAUAAUAAUAGUAAUUAUAACCCAUAUUUUAUGAAUAAUUAUAUGAAUAAUAAAAAUAAUCCCUUGUAUUUAAAUUCAAAUACUAACUAUGGAAAUGAUAUUAAAAUGAAAAUUCUUCCUCCAUACAUGCAUCAUUUUAAUAAAGCUAUGAAGAUUAUUCCUGAAGCCUCAUCGUGUAACAUGAUGAAUAUGUCAAAUGGUAAUAAUAAUAUGAGUCAUAUGAAUGAUAUGAAUAGUAUGAAUAGUAUGAAUAGUAUGAACAACAUGAACAGUAAUAAUAAUAAUAAUAAUAAUAAUAAUAAUAAUAGUAAUAGUGGUAGUAUUGUAAACCUUGGAAAUAGUAAUAUGGAUAUUUCCAUGAAUAGUAAGACGCUUUAUAAUUUAUCUAAAUUUAGCUGCGCUACAAAUUCUACUACAGAUUCUUCCAAAAUGAGCCUUAAAAGAAAUAUAUGGUAUAAUAAUAGAAGUAAUAGUGUUCAUAGUACUUUAAAUGGUGCAUUGCAUAGUAACAUGAGUAGUAAUUAUUCGGACAAUAUGUUAUUACGUUCGUCUAUAAAAAAUGCCCCCAAGUAUAGUGUUCAUUAUCCUUCAUCUAGUAAUAACCAAGAUAUUACUACUAUGAGUAUAUCUAAUAAGAAAAGUGUAGUGAGAAAUCUUAUGUUAAAUACGCAAGAUCAAAAUUUUGUUCUGAAUAGUAUGUACAAUAAUAAUAGUAGUAAUAAUAAUACUAACAAUAGUAACAAUAGUAACAAUAGUAGCAAUAGUAACAAUAGUAACAAUAGUAACAAUAGUAACAAUAGUAACAAUGGUAGUAGUAGUAAUAAUAACACGACCAGUGCAACGUAUAAUAAUUAUAUGUCAAGCUAUGGUUAUGUAAAUAUGCCUACAAACAAUAAUAUUAAUAUGAAUGAGAACAAUGUAGAAUUUAAUAAUACUAAGAAGAAUUCCGUUACCGAUAACUUAAACAAUAGUGGGAAUGUUAAAGAUCUACUUACUAACGGAAAUAUGAACAAUGCUGUAUAUUAUAACAAGAAUAUAUCAUCUAAUAAUAAUGGAAAGGAUAUAAGAAAUAAUUUUUAUAAUAAUUCAAAUAUAGAUUUAAAUAAGAACAAUUGUUAUUCGAUUGAUAAUAAACAACAGCUAGCUAAUUCUAAAUUUGUGAAUAAUAAUAUAUAUCCCAAUUAUAAUAAUAUGAAUGAUAUGACCAAUAAUAAUAAUAACAAUAAUAAUAAUAACAACAAUAAUAAUAACAAUAAUAAUAACAAUAAUAAUAACAAUAAUAAUAGUAACAAUAGUAAUAAUAAUAGUGAUUGUAUUCUUAAUAAUAUAAAUGUAUCUACAGCAUUAGGUUGUGCGACUGGAUCUGUUAUGUCUCAAGGAAGUUCUACAAAUAAUAUGAAUUAUAAUUUAAGAAAUUAUGAAUCCAAGAAUUUUAAUUCCUAUCAAAAUGGUAUAAUACCAGAUAAUAGCAAUAGUAAUAAUAACAGCAAUAAUAAUAAUAGUAGUAGUAGUAGUAAUGGUUUAAUUUAUCAUUAUCCUAAUUAUGAUAAGAUAAAAACAAAUGCACCUAAAGGAAUAUUGAAUGAAUUUAAAAUGGUAAAAAACGUAAGGUCCAAUUCUAAUAGUUUGAAUAAUAAAAAAGGAAGUAAUAAUACUUAUUAUAAUAAUAAAACUAGCCAAAAUGCAUAUCAAAACACAAUUCUAAAAAAUUCACCCUUAGUGAGUUUAUCAAAUAAUUCGGGUAUGAUGAAUUAUAACAUGAUUAAUGAUAUGAAGGAUGAAAAUAAUAUAAACGCUGGUAAUAAUAUGUAUACGGGUUCGAUUAGUAGCAGCAAUAAUAACAACAGCAAUAAUAAUAAUAGUAAUAGUACCAUGACAUCAAAUGGAUUAUUAUAUAACAAUAUGAAUAUUAUAAAUAAUAACAGUGUUGACGAAUUAAACGACAUUAACAAUAACAAGGUUGGAAUACCUCCGCAUCAUUUAUUAGAUAAUACCUCAUUAAUAAAAGAAGAAAUGAAUUAUAAUAAUGAAGAAAAUAAUAUGGUGUCGCAACAUCAUAAAGUUUUUAUAGGAAAUGGACAUGAAAAUAUGUUAAAGGACAACUCAGAAAAUUUAUUAAAGCAUAUUCCAAAUGACCCCAAAAUUGAUGAGAACAAUAAUAAUACACACAUUGAUGAUAAAGAGUAUAACAAAAAUAAUAUGCAAUUAGAUUAUAAUAAUAAUAAUAAUAAUAACAAAAUGGAUCAUUCUAGAAAUCGCAGUGGUUCAGAUGAUUUUAUUAAAAGGAAGUUUAAAAAAAUGAACACUAAUUUUGAUUCCAAUAAUGAACAUUUAAACGACGAAUUUAAAGAUAUUGAUAUUGUUGAUACACAAAAUGAUGACAAAGAUAAAUUGAGAGAUAUCAAUGGAAAAUAUGAAGAAAAUAAUAUAAUAAUAGAUGAUAUCAAUUCUAAAGAAAGGAGAAGUAUUAAUGAAUAUAGUAAUAAAUGUUCUUCAACAGCUGCUUAUAGUGAAAUGAAACAAUAUGUGGAUGUAAAAGAUACUAAUAAUCAUAAUAAUAAUAUGUUAUCGAAUUAUUUAAACAUGACAGAUGAAAAUAAUAAUAAUAAUAAUAAUAAUAACAAUGGUACAUACUUAAAUGAUGAUAAUGUUAAAGCUUGUGAGAAAAAAAGAAAAUUUUUAAAUACCUAUAAUGAUCCAAAUGUUGAUGAUAUGAAUAAUAACCUUUCUCAUCAUGUAGGUGUUGAUUAUGAUAAUCACGUAGUAGAUUCGUUUAAUAAUUCUUCAUACAUGUAUUCUUCACAAAUGUAUAAAUAUAUGAAAUCAAAUAAAUAUGACACAUGUAUGAAUGCAAACAUGGAAAAUAUAAAUGGUACCAAUAAUAAUAAUAAUAUUAAUAGAAAUAAUGUAUCUGAUAAUUCCACAAAUAUUGUUGAUAAUGAUUCAUAUGAUAAAACGAAUAAUUCUUCUAAUGGCUCUAUGUAUAAAACCAAUGUACAAAAUAUGGUUAACAAUAAUAAUGGUGCAGCUACUUUAAAUAAGUGUGAUUCUUUACUAAAUCAUGAUAUGAAUGUUUCAAAAUUAAAUUAUAACAGCAACAAUAAUAACAAUAGUAAUAAUAAUUCUUGUGGCGUUGCGGGAGGUAGUAUGGAUUCACAUUAUAAUACGGCAAAUUCUUUGAUGAACUAUAAUAAAAAUCAUUAUGAAGAUGGAAAUGAUCUUAAUAAUAUGGACACAAAUAAUAACAACAACAAUAAUAAUAAUAGUAGUAAUAGUAAUAAUAGUAAUAAUAACAAUAAUAACAAUAAUAAGAAUAAGAAUCUUAUGGGUAGAGACAGUUUACAAGAUAAAAUUAUGUACAAUCCCAUGAAUGAUUAUAAUUGUAUUUACCCAUCGAACAAUCCUUAUGGUAUACAGAAUAAUGAUAAAGGUUACAUGUACCCAAAUUAUAAUACUACAUUAAAUAUUAUGAAUCCUAAUGAAAACGGUGACAAUAACAAUAGCAUGUUAGGUGCAAGCGUUAUGGACAAUUACAAUAAUAAUAAUUUAUAUAUGAAUAAUAAUAAUAAUAAUAAUAAUAACUAUUUAAAUAAUUAUAUGAAUCCUACAGAUAAUAUGAAAAAUAUGUCUAAAAAUAAUAAUGGUUCAUAUAAUACUUCUUUACAAAAUGUAAAUGGUCUUGAAGGUACAACAAAUAAUGCCGCCGUUACUCAACCAGCUAAUAAUUUAAAUAAUUAUUCCAAUUUAAAUAAUAAUAAUAAUAAUCUUACGGUGUUCAAUUGUGAUUUGGCUAGUAAUCCAUAUAAAAACGACCUGACAUGUUCAUACAAUAAUAAUGGAACAGCUAAUAGUAAUUAUUACUAUAUGAAUAAUGGAUAUGACAAUAGUAGUUAUCAGUACAAUCUAGCAAAUGGAAAUAUGAUGUAUGAUAUGAAUAAUCGCAGUAUGGAUGCUUCAAAUAAUCAGAAUGAUUAUUAUAAUCAAAAUUAUUAG